Pieris macdunnoughi is the source of this 2526-nucleotide messenger RNA. The record is from the annotation of a GenBank genome assembly. Lineage: Eukaryota; Metazoa; Arthropoda; Insecta; Lepidoptera; Pieridae.
AUGUUGCGUGUUUCAGACGUAAACCUGAGAGAAACUGAAGGAAUCGCGCCUAACCCAGAUUGUAUUAAAGAAGUGGUCGCUUGUCAAUGCGAAUUAGGGCGUGAGAAGCUUCUUACUGCGCCACCGUAUAAGAAGUUUAGUUUAAUAAAAGAUGAUGAUGCGAAAUCCCGAAUCCUCACUGCUCCCUGUGCAAGAGAAACGGAGCAGUACAAAUGCCCAAUCAGUCAUAUUCUGGUCACAUUCAAGUCCCCCUUACACCCUAACGAAGUGUUCAACAAAGUCUUCCCAUCCAAUACACCUAUUAAAUAUGUCAAACGCAAGUUAGCCAAAUUACUAUCUGUGUCAAACAAUAAUCUUUUACUUACAAAAAAUAGAAACGUGUUGAAGGAAACCAGUGUUCUCUCCGAUCUGAAGACUGAUACCCUAGGAAACCUAACAGUCGAUGUCUUCACAAAGGAUUCAGAAGAUUUCUCCUUAUCCACAGUUCCAAAAGACUCCUACGUUCAUGAUCUCCUUCAAUCAGUACUUCCAAAGAAGAAAACCAUGGCAUUUAUAGCAAUCAAAUUCCGAGUACGAAAUCAGAACGGAAUUUUUACUCGCUCAUACCAUUCUAUAAUAAAGAUUCACGAAAUUAAGAAGAAUCUAGGUGGUAUCUUUCAAGUUGAGCCUGAUAAUUUAGUUUUGUUGAGAGGUGAACACCCGCUGAAGGAUCGCAUGGCUCUUCUGGACUUGGAUUAUGAUAAAUAUGGAAUCGUGGAGGUGGAAUUGUUGACCAAAAAUAAUGUGCAACUAAAUUUGGAUAAGCUUUAUAGGGAAUUGCCAAUGAAUGACGUGCUUACAGUAAUGGUGCCCUUCGGUAGCACCCUGAAGCAUAUAAAUGUUGAAAUAUUUUCUGAACCCAUACAAAAGCCAUUUCUAGGCGGUUACAGAAAUGUUCAUACAGGGGCAACGUAUCACCACGCGUUCACGCAAACACCACAAAAACCAGAAAAGCUUCUGUCGGAUCAUAAAACGUGUCGCGAUACACAAACAGCUGAAAUGCGCGAAAAAAUAUACGACACAGCGUACAGCCGAGCCACUCAAAUGAACACAGUUCACGCUUACAUACCCAACGUAACUGACAGGAUUGUGGUGCCGGGCAAAUAUGAAACCUAUGACGAAAUGAUCGCGAGACUGAACCACGACCACUACGCCACUAUCAUUCAACGAGCCUUUAGGCACCAUCAGUUCAGGCAGAAAGUUCACAGAUGGCUAAAAGACUGCAUGGAAAGAAUAGCAAGGAUGAAAGAGGAAGAACGAUUGGAACGUGAAGCUAUGGAACGUCGUUUACGCGGAGAUCUUAUCACCAAAACGUUUCCAAAGACACGAGAAGAUUUCGAUCAACUUUAUUCCAUGGUCGAUCGCUGGAAACACGCAGAAAUUGCUAGAAUAUCUCAGUUACACUCAAAAGGGCCGAAAAUUGCCGAAUUUACGUUACUUCUUGAUAAGGAAGUUGAACUGCUGCGAUGUAUUGAAGCUUAUCGAAUUCAAGUGAAGGAGGAUAGCCGAAAAAUAAAAGAAAAACAGUUUCUAGAAGAAAUAUCGAAACCAUUCGCGUGGUAUGGACGGGAUGGAAAGCUAAUAACGAUGGAUACUGUUGAAACCCAGAAGGCGAGGAAACUUAAAGAGCUGUACAACUCAUUUGUCCGCGAUGACAUGGAGACAAAUGAGCGAAUAGAAAUACUAGUCGAUAUGAAGUUUGCCCUACAAGAGUUCCGCCACCCUUUAGCUGAAGAAAUUAUAAACCUCCUCGACAGAGAAUGUGACCUUCUCGUUCGGAGAUGUGACCAUCAUCAAUUAGAAUUUUUAAGACGUAGAAUUACAGCCACUCUUUUUCAACUGAUAAAGACAUCUGAACUUAACUCAGGCGUAACCAAAUGCAAGGAUAUUAGAGAAUAUAGAGAAAUGCAAAACGACAGGCUAUACUUUUGCGAAAUGUGUCAUCAAGUUAAGCUCUACAAAGAUUUUCCGUUGAAUGCGAAAAUAAGCGGUUUCUUAGUGUGCACAUCGUGUUCAUGGAAGGAUGUAAAUGAACGCAGUUGGGUAGAUAUGACGCCAUAUAAGUUUAUACUUAGAGCUGUGCAACGCGACGAGAGGAAGCGAAAAUGUUGGGGUUCAUUUGCAUUUGUUUUACAAGAGAAGGACAUAUUUUUCAUCGUUGAGAAGCUGUGGCAUUCCCAUUCAGCCAUAAGUGAAUGCGCGGAUUUAUCCGAGCUCAGAUUAUGUAGGUGGCACGUUGAUGAAGACUGGUCGCCGUGGAACUGUUUCCUCGUCACCGUCCAAGAGAUGAAAGCUCAUCUGAGACUGGAGAGACCAGAAGAUGUGUACGAUGAGGAACUAGUACAAAAAGUACAGAAUAAACAUAAGCUUGCGAAAGCAAACUUUGAACAGCUGAUGUCAGUAAACAAACGUUUCACGGAGAGUGGUGAUUGGCCAGCUAUUCUCGCCCCGGCAGUAGCGAGAACAAAAGCGGUUGAUAUAAUAUGA